AUGCCUGAUGAAGGGUUAAGUUUUCCGAAAGUUCAAAAGCGCGCUCGCAUCACAGAAGUAUGCUCGACCAGCCCGUCACCAUCAGCAGAGCAAUCCCAAGAAGUCAAAACUCCCACCACAACCCCGCCUCUAACCACACCACCCCCACAAUCCCCAUCAGACCACGAGCUGAAUGUCGAAGAGGAACCUGAGGAGUCAGAAACUUCACUUACUCCAGAAAACCUGUCUAUGAAGGAGGCCAGAAACGAAGAACUUCCCGUGAAAAAAGAAGAAGAGAAAUGGGAGAACAAUGACUAUAAAUACAAAAUGUUCAGGCGUAAAGAAAUGGCCGAACCGGUGCCAGAAGAAAGCCAUUACCAGAACCAGAAAUCCCCUGUCGAUGUCUUGAUCAAAGUCUUUCCUAGACGCAGUCGGCAGGAGAUAGAAGCUAUUCUUGCCAGGUGCAAGGGCGAUGUCGUAGCUGCCAUGGAAAUGAUGAUCAAUGGCCCAGAAACACCUUAUCAGGAGUCUCCACCAUACCUUCAGAAUUACCAAUCGAAAUCCGCCUUUUCUCCCCUGUCAAACCAAAGCUUCAAGUUUUCUCCAUCUAGAAGAUUCCUCACUCCUCCUUACAGUGGGACAGGGUACCUUCCAACCGUGAUACGGCCGCCUCCAGAGUACCUUUCCUCGUUCAUGCCACCAUCGGAGCUGAUGUAUGGGCGACAGCUUCAAGUGCAGUCCCCUGGCACUUCUCCCACGUCAGAUAAUACUAAUAACGAAGGAUUUUCCGAUUAGGGGUACCUGAAUUGGACAGUUCUUUAAGAGCUAGGUUCUUCGUCUAUUGAUUUCGGAAGCGAUGAGCAACUAUUGGCGGACAUUAUUGUUAUGGUAGUGAUAGAUUUGAAGUUAGUUAUUAGUUGCGAAGGUGGUUUUUGAGCGGAUAUGGAUUACAAUUAAAUGUGGAUUUUAAAAAUGAGUAAUUUAUGACUUAAAAUCCAAUACUCGUUCUAAUUGAUAAUUAAAUUUAAAAUCAGUUCGCCAAAUGAAAACUGCAAGUCAUCACGUGUAAGAGAAUAGAUAUGGAAAGUUUCGAUGUUGAAAUAUAAUAUUUUACUUAAUGUAAGAAAUAUUUGUAACAAUACCAGAAAUUAAUAAGAUGAAGCAAUAAAGACAAACAUUAAUUUUCAGUUUUUAGUCUUAAUAAUCAGUGUGUUCAACUUUUACCAUCAUAUUUUCAAUUUAAAAUCCAUUAGAAUUACGGUCGUAAAUAGCUUGUAAUCUUUAUCCUUCUAAUAUUCUAAAGUCAAUGUAUAAACGAUAUUAAAUAAGCUAUUAAUAAAUAAAAAUAAUAACUCUUUCCAAUUUACAAACAAUAUAUAUCUGCCUAAAAAAUGAAAGAAAGUGCGCCAUUAUGCAACUGUUAUUCAAUUACACUGGCAUGUGCAAUCAAACAUGUAAUUACUGGGAAUUAUGGUCUAAAUGAUAAUAUCAAUGUAAAUGCAUUAACUUGUUCAAAGUUUUGACCAACGCGGCAAUUACGACUAAUUGGUACGUAAACUAAAAAAGUUAAAGUAAAAGUCAUAAUUGCCACAACACAAACGUCACUAAAGUAAAAGCCAUAAGAGUUGCCAUAAACAACAUAAGUAACAAUAACUUUUACCGUUACUGUUAGUGAGAAAGUCCUCAUAAUUAGGUAGUCGAACGCAGAUCGCGGAAUGCCUGAUGAAGGGUUAAGUUUUCCGAAAGGU
Messenger RNA from Manduca sexta (tobacco hornworm), 1727 nucleotides. Its product is annotated as doublesex- and mab-3-related transcription factor A2-like. Gene Ontology annotation, molecular function: protein binding. Bases 1 to 774 code for a protein of 257 amino acids. Lineage: Eukaryota; Metazoa; Arthropoda; Insecta; Lepidoptera; Sphingidae. The record is from RefSeq and is a predicted model, not a curated record. The transcript has 2 exons.